AGACUAUCUUUCAUCCACACAUAUGUGCUGAACAAGGCAAGGUCUCGCACAUAUAGCAGGCGGAGGCUCAAAUGUAUGAUCACUUCGCUGUGGUGUUCAUGCACUAUGAUCAACGAGCACGAGUACAACAACUACAAGUACUAGUAGUCAAAAAUACGUUGCUCUAGUGGUUCUAAAAGUAUUUCUACCAUCACACAACUUUUCUAACUGUCUGUUCUAACGGGCAUCUACACAACGCCUGAUCGUUGCUGAAUCUGCCAAAGGAGACGUUUUAAGUACACAUCCUGACCAUAUUAACCUACCAACGCCCUAACCAAAGUAGUUAUUUGGAAGAAUAGAACAUACCUCGUCUGAGAAGCGAUGCCAAUGCUUCAGUCAUUGGUUAUUUUCUAACGAAUAAUGCAACAGUAAUAUCGUACUACCGUCAAUAAAAUUUAGUAUUGUUAAAAACACAGCAACUACUAGUCUAGGGUAACUACCAAUGUAAUUUGUUCUGGAUUAGGAAAAUUUGGAGCCAUUCACUUCUGGGCUUUUGAAUGGGCAAUGUAACAACUUCACGCAUUUGUUAUCUUUUCACUAUGACGUUAUUGUCGAGAAAUCCAUUUUUAAGUGACAUUUAACGUUGUUCACUAUGCGUCAGUAUGACAUUAUAACUAGAAAGUCUACUUUUAUUCAACUCCCUGGCCACAGGAAUCCUGAGCCGAAUGUAAAAGAUCUUAUGUCGCGAUGCUCAAUAACAUUGACAGGAGAAAUAAUUUACCACCUUCUCUUUCAUCUGGGAGCGGUCGGCGUUUUGGGGGUAGCUCUGAUUCGCGAUUUUCAACAUGGGCAAGGCUCUGGAGUUCUGGCGCCCCUAGCUUUACUCACACUACUGCGCUGCAGUACAAACGUUCUGUGAAAACAUAACCCACUCGUUGACUUCAGAAGGUGCCAUGACACACAGGUGUAGAUCGUAAGAUAGACCUAGGAUUUUACCGAACUAAUGUUUUGCACAUCGGCAUGUACGAGAUCUACUUCAUACUUUAGUUCCACCUACGUUCUUGUUCGAACUGACCAUCUCUUAUGUGGAGUUACGGAGGAACUCAACGAGCCAACAUCUCAGACUUUCACAUCACUCGGCUCGCAUCUGAGCUAUCAGAAACAAUCUGGUCUUCGCUGAACAAGAGCCAUGUUGGAGCUGACAUCAUUAACAUCGUCAUCACCAGUUUCCGUAGGGGAAGUGUGGUAGCAGACUACUACAUUCAGUUACGUCAGAGUACAGAGGUCACGGACAGGGAAAUACAAGAAACACUCAGGUCCGCUCUGAGGAACAGCACGGACUUAAACCACUCCUUAGAUAUACGUAUACAACUUGAGUCAAUAUGUGUGAAGGUGGACGGAGUCAGCACGUGUAAAGAUGACGGGUCGCCACAGUGGCCACCGUGGGCAACAUACGCCAUUGCAGGGUGUGCAGGUCUGGCCGUCUUGGCUACCUUAGCCUUGAUAGUCAGCAGAGUCCAUAAAAGUGGUAGAUUCUCGUGGGAAUUAGAGCAACAGAGUGAUGGUCCUGACCUUGGCGGUGGAUCCAACAUGCCGGACACCAACCAUCACAUGAACCCCCUUUAUAACGUGUAA
Molecule: messenger RNA, 1614 nt
Organism: Branchiostoma floridae (Florida lancelet)
Lineage: Eukaryota; Metazoa; Chordata; Leptocardii; Amphioxiformes; Branchiostomatidae
Exons: 5
Coding region: 1063-1614 (183 amino acids)
Source: RefSeq, a predicted model, not a curated record